Molecule: messenger RNA, 472 nt
Organism: Phaeodactylum tricornutum CCAP 1055/1
Lineage: Eukaryota; Bacillariophyta; Bacillariophyceae; Surirellales; Neidiaceae
Product: lipoate-protein ligase
Exons: 2
Biological process (GO): protein lipoylation
Cellular component (GO): mitochondrion
Molecular function (GO): lipoyl(octanoyl) transferase activity
Source: RefSeq, a predicted model, not a curated record
GACACGGUACUGCUUUUUGAGCAUGCCCCUGUCUACACUUUAGGGCGCGGCGCGGAUGAGAAUCAUUUAACCGCGUCUCCGGUGCUAGCCCCUAAUGGAGUACCCGUUUAUCGAGUAGAACGCGGCGGGGAGGUCACGUUUCAUGGGCCCGGUCAGUUGGUUGUGUACCCUUUAAUCGAUUUGACGCGGGAACCGUUUCAACAAGACUUGCACUGGUUCCUGCGCAAGGUGGAAGAAGUCGUCAUUCAGACUUUGCAAGCGUAUGGGAUCGAUGGUGUCAGAGACGAAAUGAAUACUGGCGUUUGGGUAGAUCAUCGAAAAGUUUGUGCCGUUGGUUUGUCCUCCAGUCGAUGGAUCACGACUCACGGCUUCGCCCUCAAUAUAUGUCCAGAUUUGACUUAUUUUGACACGUCCAUCAUUUUGCCUUGUGGCAUUGAUGGGCGCGGCGUAACGAGCAUUGCUCAAAUUUUGA